AUGAGUACCAUUGAUCACGUUGCAUUUGCUAUGCCACGUAAUUCAGCUAAAGUUGCCAUAGAAUGGUAUGAAAAUGUACUGGGCUUGAAACGUUUUGUCAUUAAUCAAGAAGACGAUCCAUUUCAAGGAUUCACUGUGCGUGUUGGUUCUAUGGGUAUGCGCAUGUUUUCAAGCGUCUAUUGGAAAUGUUCUGAGACCGGCUGUGGUGAUGCAGUAUCAAAGCUAAAAUUUGUUUUUGCCGAGUCACUGAUUGAUCCAGAUUCAGACUCAUCAGAUCAAAUUACAACGUUUAUUGCAAGACAUAAUGGUCAACCAGGCCUACAGCAUAUUGCAUUCACAUGUAUCAAUAGUAUUAAAGAAGUUGUUCGUUUGGCAAAAGCUAAUGGUGCUCAGUUUUUGAGUCCAUGUUCUAGCUAUUAUUCUCAAAACAAUGGUCGGGCUAUUGAAGCAGCAGGUGAAAAUGUAGCUGAGCUAUGUGAGUUGGGUAUUUUGCUUGAUGAUGAAGCUGACAAUUGGAAAACAGAGAACACAAUGUCGAAAUUAUUGACCAGAGUUCUUUUACAAAUAUUCACUCGAUCGAUCUUCGACAAUGAUACAUUCUUUUUGGAGCUCAUUGAACGACGUGGUGCAUGUGGUUUUGGUGCUGGUAAUGUGCGAACUUGA
This is a messenger RNA of Rotaria sp. Silwood2, 663 nucleotides long. NCBI's taxonomy places the organism in Eukaryota, Metazoa, Rotifera, Eurotatoria, Philodinida, Philodinidae. The record is from the annotation of a GenBank genome assembly.